Molecule: messenger RNA, 516 nt
Organism: Phytophthora infestans T30-4
Lineage: Eukaryota; Oomycota; Peronosporomycetes; Peronosporales; Peronosporaceae
Exons: 4
Coding region: 1-516 (171 amino acids)
Source: RefSeq, a predicted model, not a curated record
AUGACACUCGAUAGUUCAGGUGUCGGGUUGAUGCCUUUAGGCACAUCAAGCACAAAUAAUCUGCGUUUUUACGGUGGAAUUGUGAGUCGUGAAACUAUGAACAUUUAUCGAGUAUCUGAUACAAAUGGAUUGGUCAUCGCUUCAAGAACUACAUCCGCCUCAAACACCAAAACGUAUCCGUUGUUGAAUUUAAUAUCAACGGAUAGUCCGAGCGCAUUCGUUGGAGGUGUUUCUGCUACAAGCGCUGAUUUACUUACUAUAAAUUGGAACGAUAAACCAACUCCGUGUAAAACUGGUUAUCCUCAUACUUAUACAUUAGCAACAACUCCUACAGGAGCUUGUUUAUACCUUGUUUCAGACACUGUUAAUAAACUGUUGUUUAACACCAAUACGCCAUGCUCCAGUUCGUUUGGGACUGCUCCUCUCACGCUAAACUCUGCAAUGCAACGAAUGCAAACUCCACUAAUACCGGUAGUGCAUAUUUUGGAACUACUACGAACAACGAUUUGGUUAUGA